CUCGAAGGUGAUUUCUCUUUGGUUUGUCCUGUCUGUAUGCCUGGUGCCUCACUUCUGAGAAAGCACAUGUGAAAAACGACUUCGCCGCGUUCCAUCUCUUCCCGGCUGCGCCAUUCACAAUGGAUCACACCAACGGGCUGCUGCACCAUGCCGAUGCGUUCGUCCGGCAUGUCGGGUCACUGUCGCCGUCUGAGCAAGAAGCAGUGCUCACGCAAGUGCUGGCCAGCCUGAAGGAGGGCGACUUCCAGGACGCGCUGCGGUCUGUCUACACGCUGCAGAGCUACAACGACGAGGGUGAAGAUGUGCCGGCACGGCUGUGGGAUGUCUGGUCCGUGCCGAUCUACUGCUUCAUUCUCGACCUGUGCGAGUAUGUGGUGGAGAAAAACCCGGUGAGCACACAGACACAGACAGACAGACAGGGAGGGUCAGUGGUGCGUCCGGUGGUUCAUUCACCGCUGCUGUGCUUGCUUUGUUUGCUUGUUUGCUUGUUUGCUUGUUUGCUUGUGUGUGUGUGUGUGUGUGUGUGUAUCACUCAGGAGGCUCGUCCCGGCUCGACGGUGACGAUAACUCUAGAGGAGAACUACUUUGCGUCGUAUGUGCACAUCUACACGCUGAUUGAGAAGUGCCUCGUGCCGCACACCAUCUACCGCGACACUGACAGCCGCCGCCGCAUCAUGAGCCUGGUGAGCCGCAUGCUGGAGAACAGCAAGCGCCGGAAGAAGAUGCGCUUCGCCCGGAUGUUCGAGAACCGCGUCGUGACGCUCCUGUACUCGCUCUCCGGCAUUUCGGUGAGUGAGCAGGGCGGGGAAUCACACAUCACACAGCAUACUAUACCCGCUGGGUAUGGUGGUCAUUUCAUUGGAUCAUGUGUGUGGUGUGUCGUGUGUGGUUGGUCAGAACAUCUCGCGUCUGUUCCCGCCCAAGGCCAACCUGCGCAAGGCGCUCGAGCAGGAGAUCAACACCUUCGUGGUCAGCAGCGCCGUCAAGGAGGAUGACAGAGCCGCAUGGGCCAAGGUACACACACACACAUACACACACACACACACAUACACACCAGCCACACCAGCCGCCACGUAACGUUACUUACUUUGCCCUCCUUCCUUGUCUUGUUUUGGCAGACGAUUGGCCGCAUCCGGGAGGCGGUGAGCACGCUGUUCCACACGGACGCGCUGCUCUACGGGUCGGUGGUGUCGGGCCUGGCCACCUCGGGCAGUGACGUCGACAUGGUGGCGAUCCUCCCCCGUGCAGAGGUGCAGAAGCUGAUGGUGGGUGCGCCCAGCCACGCCUACAUCGAGAUGCACCGGCAGCACAAGUGGCACAUCAGCAAGCGCAUGAUUGAGGAGGCCGACCUGCGGGCGCGGGCGUGCAACAAACUGGGGGAGUAUCUCAAGGACGUGAGUGAGACGGGCGGGACGGAGGGAGGGAGGGAUGGUGCAGACGGACACAUCGCAUCGAUGUGUGUGUAUGUGUGUGUGUGUCAGCAUUACAGCGGUGACAUGAAGGUCGACGUCGCCAGCACAGCGCGCGUGCCAGUGGUGCGCUGCUCGCCUUUGGUACGCAGGCCAACCACACACACUCACACACACACCAAUCGCCACACCCUCACUCAUGCGCCUGUGGGUCUGUCUGUGCGCGCAGCCGAGCUGGGGCAGUUCCAGCCAGGACACCUGGGGAGCGGCUUCAACUGAGUGGGGAUCGUCCAGCUGGGGUCCCCCCAAGACGAGCAGCAACGGCAGCGACGACAGCCGAAAGGUACCCACACGCACACACACAUGACGGGCACACGACGCACAGACGCAUGUGCGCGUGCGUGCGUGUGUGUGUGUGUGUGGUCAGGAGGAUGGCAAGGCCGCUGGUGCGGUUGACAUCACGUUCGAGAACCCUUUGGGCAUCCACAACUCUAAGCUCCUGCGCGCCUACUUCGAAUCAGCACCACUCGUCAGGAAACUCGGUGAGCAGACGCAUGGUGCUCUCAUGUCAUGUGUGUGCGGCACACACAUGACGUCACAACUCGACCGGCAGAGAUGUGCAGGUAAUGUGUGUGCGUCUGCCUGUGUGGGUGUGUGGCGGUCUGUCUGUCAGCGUUGUUCGUGAAGAAGUGGGUGAAGGCCCGCGGUUUGUGUGACACAACUAAUGGGUAUUUGUCGUCGUACGCCUGGUCUCUCCUCGUGGUCUUCUACAUGCAAGUCAGGUGAGACUCGUGAGAUAGACAGUCGGCCUAACUGAGUGACAAGGGCACACACACACACACACACACCAGCUCCGGCUCAAUCAUGUGUGCCUCUGUCUCAAUGUGUGUGUGUGUGUGUCACAGGCGUCCCCCUCUGCUGCCGAAUCUGCAGAAGCCUCGUGACGGCGGUGCUGCCGGCGAGGAGAUCGUCGAGACCUACGACUUCCUCAAACACGCUGACAUCAAACACAACGUCUGCAGCCACACACACGCCCCACACAUCCAUCCAUCCAUCCAUCCUACCUUUUCAUCAGGUGUGGUUCGACGAUCCGCCGCUGGACGAGUCGCGCCCGUCGUCCCGCGCCACGCAGCUGAGCAGCUCCUUCCCCUCGGAGCGUGUCUCGUCGUCCAUGUCGACGGGCGUGCCGAGUGAUGUCGAGGGCGAGGAGGCCUCAGAGGCGGAGAGCGAGCGUGAGAGGCUGUGCAAGGUGGAGGCCUAUGUCAAGGACGCCAAAGACGAGCUCGAAAUGCUCAGAAUCAACAGGUGGGUGGGAGAGAAGGGUGGGUGAGGAGAGGGAGAGGGAGAGGAGGGUGGGGUGCAUGCAUUGCAGUGCAUGGGUGGGUGUCUUGUUGGUCGCUCGUUCCUUCAGACGUCGUAUCAAUUCAUACGCCGGCAACGUCGAGGGCCUCACACUGCCCGACCUCCUCUAUGAGUUCUUCAAGUGAGCGACCCACAAACCAAACCCACACACAGACACAUCACAUAACAUCCUCCCCUCUCCAUCUGAUCGGCACUGCAUGGAUAUCGUCAGGUUCUACGCCUGCCAGUUCAACGCGCACAAGUGCAUCGCCUCCAUCCGGCUCGCCCCGGCCCUCAUGUCCAAGCCCGAGUACAUUCGCAUGUACCGCCGCGAGCGUCAGUACACCAAGCGCCCCGACUCGGACGGGCCAGCCUGCCCCGACAUCCAGGUUGCCAAGAGCACCCUCUUCAGCGACUUCGCCAACAUCGGUGGCGGCCAGAUCGACGAGAGCGGUGACGAGAAGGAGGAGAUGGACAGAGGGGAGGGGCAGGAGGACGGUGGUUUCGAUAAGGAGGGGACGCCUGCAGAUGUUGGAGACAAGGAGGAGGUGAGCGACGCGGAAGAAAGAGUGAACUUCAUCCAUAUCAUCGGUCCGUCUCUGUGUGUCGCUGUGUCUGCAGAAGGGUGGUUGCGAGGAGGAGGGGGAGGCAGAGAACCGCGAGGAGAGUGUGGAGCCGCCCAUGUUCCUCUCCCUCGACUAUUGGAAACGAUUCCAGGUGGGCACAUGCACAGUGUACACACGCGCCGCGCCCAGAUGAUGCACUGCACACGACAGAGCGCUAUGGUCACUCACCUGCUGCCGCAUGUAUGUGUGUCUUGCUUGUCAGGACAUGUGUGUUGAAGAUCCCAUUGAGACCGAUCGCAUCCUCGCCUGCGACCGACAGGUACGGUACCUACCUGACCUGCAUUGAUCCAUCUGCCCACCUGAUGCACGUGUCCCCUUCGCCCGCCUUCGCUUCUCCAGGGGCAGGAGCGCAUGGCGUUUGAGUUCCGUCGUGCCCUCAUGCUGCUCGCCACCGGCCAGCCCAUCAGCCGCAUUGCCGAGGAGUUCAACCCGCCCGUCGACCCCAAUCGCCGUGGCGCACCCCGUGGUCCAGAUGAGACCGUCCCGCACUAUCCCCCCUCACCGGACAUGCUGCUGCCGCCGCCCGAGGCUGUUGUGCAGCCACAGCCCGCCCCGUCCCCGUCGCCCCCACGCAAGGAAAAGGACAAGGACAAGGAGAAAGACAAGGACAAGGAGCCCAAGGAGAAGCAGCAGGUCCAGACCAAGAAGGCCCCUGCGGCUGCCAGCGCUUCUUCCGGCAGCAAGCAGGGCGGCAAGGCGGACAAGGGCAUGCAGAAGGGCAAGGCCUCGGCCACAGCGAGGCAGCAGCCAUUCCCUUCUCUCGUCUCUGCUCCCCAGCCUACCACCCCUCCCCAGCCCCCUCCCCCUCCAUCCAUGCCACAUCCGGCUCGUGGUCUGUUCGGUCCUUCGCCCUCGCCCUCGCCCCCUGGCAGAAUGGCGGGCCGCGGCAUUCUUCCUGCCGGCAUGGGUCAUGGCGUGCCCCCUCAGCCGCAGCAAAGCUACCCUCCCCCGACCAUCAUCAGCCCCCCACCCUCGCUGAUCGCCCCACCCCCACAGCAGCAGCAGUACUACAACGUGUCGCAGGCCCAAGGCCUCAUGGACCAGCUCAUGGGCAUGCAGCAGCAACAGCAGCCCCUGCAGCAGCAGCAGCAGCAGCAGCAGCCGGCGGGAGAUGGCGGGACGUCCAAGCGCAAGAAGGGUGGUGCUUGGCAGGUGCCGUCGCCACCACAGCCGCUGGCGGGUCAGGAGCCCCCAUUCCGUCCCGUAUCCUUGCAGACGGUGCCUGAGCCGGAGCCAUUCGUCCGCUUCACGUCCCACACCUCCACCCUACCCCCUCCCCCAUCCACCGAGACCUCUGUCGCGCCACAGAAGAAGCCACGAGGCAAGACCACGAACCGCUUCAGGCAGCAGCAGCAGCUCAACGACAUCUCAGAGGAGCCCGUUGAUGAAGUUGCAGUCACCAAGAGCGACGCCGGCGACCGAGCUGCCGAGUCCUUGUAUGCCACCCCCGAGCGGCCGCAGGGUGGGGGUGGUCUCAAUCGGGCCAUGUCUGAGCGGGGCAGUGUGUCGCCGGGUCCGAUCCUGCUGCGGCAUGCGCAUGGAGUGUUCGCCGGCAUGGGUGUGAAGCCGAGCGAGGGCAAGGAGGGCGAGGAUGGGGUGAACAAGGAGGGUGAGGACGGUGGUGUGAGCAGAGGCGUGUCGUCGAGUGCAAGUGCAUCAGGGAGUGCAGAGGGCGGGGAGGGAGAGGCCAAGGGGAAGGGCAGAAGGUCUGGUGGCUGGUUGUCGUUCUUCGGUGGUGGUGGUGGUGGUGGCAAGAAGGGCAAAGAGUGAGUCUUGAGUGAGUCAGAGAGUCAUGCUUGAGUGAUACAGGCACCAUACACACAGAUCAUCAGAGUGAGACACUGCCUUUGUUUGAGUGAGAGGUGGGUGCGUUGGGGAUGGGUGCAUCGGGUUGAUCCUGAUUGAGUUGUUCGUUGCAAGGAGACUCUUUCGUGUGUUGACGUGUUGUUCCUGUCCAUCAUGCGCAUGAGUGUGUUCGUCGGAUUCGUCGAUCCAACGAAACACGCUUGUACGCACGAUGGUGAGGGACUGCACUGCGACACGUCGGACCGCUCAACACGUCACGACUGCCGCCUGGUCGGGAAACCCUAAC
Molecule: messenger RNA, 5468 nt
Organism: Vitrella brassicaformis
Lineage: Eukaryota; Vitrellaceae
Source: the annotation of a GenBank genome assembly